CUCUCGCUCUAAAUGGCCAAAUGGGUAUUGCAGCACAAACUCAAAUGAAAAAGUGGGGAAAAGGCCCACACGAUUGAUUGGAGGAGUAUAUUUGGCAUUUAUCAACAACCCUCAUCAAUCUGUCUUCUUAUUUUGUUGUCAUCUGUUGUGAUGAUAAUGAUCAGAGAUAUUAAACACAACCCCUGCCGGCAAUCGGCACUCAUACAUCAUCACCACAGCAGAAACAGAACUACCAUGCUCUUUCACACCAAUCUCGAACAUUUUCAUCUCUUCCUACCAAUUUUCCUCCUCCUCUCUCUCUCUAGCUUUGCCAAUCUCAUCCACGCCUCCUGUGAUCAACUGGAUCAAUAUUCCCUUAUCUCCUUCUAUCAUAACAUUUCCAGUCCUCCACCAUCUCCUCUGAAUUGGUCUACUGCAAUUGACUGCUGCUCCUGGGAAGGCAUUGCUUGCGAUACCAAUGGUCGGGUCACCAGGCUUUGGCUACCGUUUAGAGGUCUCUUGGGGACGCUUUCGCCCGCCCUUGGAAACCUCACUGCUCUCUCUCAACUCAAUCUCUCUCAUAAUUCACUCUCCGGUUCGUUCCCAGAUGGGUUUUUCUCAUCCUUCAAUGGAAUUCAGAUCAUGGACUUGAGCUUUAACCGGCUAGUCGGACAAUUACCAUUAUCUGAUGAAUUGCCAGUUUCCAUGCAAGCAUUGAAUUUGUCCAGUAACAAAUUGGGUGGGACAAUUGAGUCUUCAUUUCUCCAGUCGGCUAUGAGUUUGGCAUCUUUUGAUACAAGCAACAACAGUUUCAAUGGCUUUCUCCCUACCUCUAUUUGUGUCACUUCUCCAUCUGUCAAACUCCUGGAUUUCUCCUCCAAUUACUUCAGCGGCCAGAUUCCCCAAGGAUUUGGAGGGUGUUCUCAACUGGAGGUAUUCCGGGCAGGUUACAAUAACCUCUACGGGCAGCUCCCAAGCGACAUUUAUAAUGCGGGGCAACUGCUAGAAAUCUCCUUACCUGCCAAUACCCUCGUUGGACCCAUCGAUGAUGCAAUCGUUAACCUAACCAACCUCAGAGUCCUUGAACUCUUUGGUAACCAAUUGAAUGGCACAAUUCCUGAGAAUAUCGGGAAGCUUGCCAAGUUGGAACAGCUGCAGCUUCACAUCAACAACCUGACUGGAAAUCUGCCUGCUUCGCUGAUGAAUUGCACCAACCUCAUCGCACUGAUCUUGAGGGUGAACACCUUUUUUGGUGAACUCUCAUCCCUUGAUUUCUCGCAACUAACUCAACUUUCCAUAAUUGACCUUGGGAACAAUAACUUCAACGGUAGUCUUCCGGUGAGCCUUUUCUCGUGCAAAUCACUAACGGCUAUUCGAUUGUCCACUAAUAAGCUAAAUGGACAAAUCCCACCCGAAGCAGGCACAUUGCAAUCGCUGUCGUUCCUUUCAGUUUCUUUGAAUAGCCUGACCAAUAUCACAGGAGCAAUCCAGAUUCUCAUGGGUUGCAGGAACCUCAGCACUUUGAUAGUCUCAAAAAAUUUCGUCAACGAAGUGAUUCCAGAUGAUGCAAACAUAUUGGAUUCAGAAGGGUUUCAAAAUCUCCAAGUUCUGGCUCUGGGUGGUUGCCUAUUCACUGGUCAAGUUCCAUCUUGGUUUGCUAAGCUGGUGAAGUUAGAGGUCUUGGAUUUUUCUUACAAUCAGAUCAGUGGUUCCAUUCCAGGUUGGUUUGGGACUCUUCCGAAUUUGUUCUACCUAGACUUGUCUUUUAACCGUCUUGGGGGAUAUUUCCCCGAGGAACUCACCCAACUGCCUGGAUUGGUAUCAGACGAGGGCUCUGCCCAAAUAAACCGGACUUAUGUGGAGUUACCUGUCUUUGUUAGCCCAAACAAUAUCUCUCUACUGCAAUACAAUCAGCUCUCCUUUCUUCCACCAACAAUUAACUUGGGAAACAAUAGCAUAAGUGGAAGUAUUCCUGUUGAGAUCGGACAAUUGAAGGGUAUUCACGUGUUGGAUCUCAGUUGGAACAACUUCUCCGGCAACAUUCCGACACAAAUAUCUAAUCUGACUAAUUUGGAAACAGUUGACCUAGAGGGAAACCAUCUAUCUGGAGAAAUUCCAACCUCACUGAUUAGUCUCCAUUUCUUGUCUUCGUUCAACGUCUCGUACAAUGAUCUCCAAGGACCAAUACCAACAGGAGGUCAGUUUAAUACUUUUCCUGAAUCCAGCUUCAUAGGGAAUCCAUUAUUGUGCGGUUCAGUUCUAGGCCAACAUUGCUCCACUCAGCCCGAUUCUACACCCACUUCUGCUCCGAAGAGAAUCCUCAAAAAGAACAUCAUCAUUGGACUCGUUCUCGGUAUCUGUUUUGGCAUUGGCUUUACCAUGACUAUGCUAGCAUUUUGGAUAUUGUCCAAGAGAAGAAUCCUUCCAAGAGGUGACCCUGAGAAAGACGAUGUAGGAACAAUGUCAUUCAACUAUCAUUCUGAAAUAUCCAUCGAGCUCAUCCAGGAUCCCAGUCUAGUAGUAGUCUUCCCAAGCAAUAGAGAAGAGAUCAAUAACCUAACAAUAUAUGAGAUUCUGAAAGCCACUGACAAUUUCAACCAAGCAAACAUAAUCGGCUGUGGGGGUUUUGGAUUGGUCUACAAAGCAACUUUAGAAAAUGGAACGAAGCUGGCUAUUAAGAAACUUUCGGGAGAUAUGGGUAUAAUGGAAAGGGAAUUUAAAGCAGAGGUAGAAGCUCUAUCAACAGCCAAACACAAUAAUUUGGUUUCCCUUCAAGGAUACUGUGUGCAUGACGGCUGCCGAAUACUUAUGUAUGCAUACAUGGAGAAUGGAAGUCUUGAUUAUUGGUUGCACGAGAAGUCUGAUGGUCCAGCUCAGCUAGAUUGGCCAACUCGGUUGAGGAUUGCACAGGGAGCCAGCUGUGGGCUGUCUUACAUGCACCAGAUAUGUGAACCACAUAUAAUACAUCGGGACAUCAAGUCCAGCAACAUACUCCUUGACGAUAAGUUUGAAGCACACGUUGCUGAUUUUGGAUUGUCACGAUUGAUUCUUCCUUAUGAAACACACGUCACCACUGAGUUGAUUGGAACUCUUGGUUACAUUCCUCCGGAGUACGGUCAGGCAUGGAAAGCCACUUUGAGAGGGGACAUGUACAGUUUCGGGGUAGUCAUGCUUGAGCUUCUAACAGGGAAGAGACCUAUGGAGGUAUUCGAGCCGAAGAUGUCAAGGGAAUUGGUUGUGUGGGUAGAGCAAAUGAGAAGUGAGGGAAAACAAGAUGAAGUCUUUGAUCCUCUGCUGAGAGACAGGGGUUUUGAAGAACAGAUGCGGCAGGUUCUUGAUGUGGCUUGCAUGUGUAUCAAUCAAAACCCUUUGAAGAGGCCGACUAUUACAGAAGUGGUCAAUUGGCUCCAGAAUGUAGGGAGUGUCGAGCAGCCAUCAAAAUGCUAAAAGCAAAGUAGUAGUACAUAAGCAUACUUUUACGAAAUCUGGGUUUAUUGUUACUGCCCAUUGUAAUCCAACUACACUUGUAUAUAUCUCUGUGGACUGCGGAGGUGAGCAUAUUUUCAUUGCAAAAUUUUAUGUAUGAUAACGUGUGAUCUUGUACAUAGGCAAAAUUAAGUGAUCCCACUUCAAUAUUGAAACUUACAAGG
This is a messenger RNA of Rhododendron vialii, 3629 nucleotides long. Its product is annotated as tyrosine-sulfated glycopeptide receptor 1. NCBI's taxonomy places the organism in Eukaryota, Viridiplantae, Streptophyta, Magnoliopsida, Ericales, Ericaceae. Gene Ontology annotation, molecular function: ATP binding; protein binding; protein kinase activity. Gene Ontology annotation, biological process: protein phosphorylation. Bases 151 to 3426 code for a protein of 1091 amino acids. The transcript has a single exon. The record is from RefSeq and is a predicted model, not a curated record.